Molecule: messenger RNA, 1206 nt
Organism: Phytophthora sojae
Lineage: Eukaryota; Oomycota; Peronosporomycetes; Peronosporales; Peronosporaceae
Exons: 1
Coding region: 1-1206 (401 amino acids)
Source: RefSeq, a predicted model, not a curated record
AUGUCUCCCAAGGCAAAACGACCUUCAAAUGAGCCUCUACUCGGAGCAGCGUCGUCGUGGGUGGAACUGCUGAGCCAGAGUCAAAACGUGGGGUCGAGCGGUUUGGACAGCAGCAGCGAAGUCUCAGAUACCAGAGAGGCCAUCCAUCCCAAGCGCUCCAAGAGGAAACAGGCCAAGGUACCGCUCGCCAAGAAGCGCCGGACGACGUACGACAUCCGCAAACAGCAGAAGAGCGAUCUAGUGGCGGAGGUAGCCAUGCUGGAGAAGCAUCUCGAACUACUCAAGCACCGGGUCCUUCUGGAGCAGGGCGAAGCUAACACGACAAUCAGACACGCUGAAGCCGCCAAUUCGGUAUUGCAUGAAAGUAUUCAGGGCCAGCGCGUGGCGAUCGCUGGAGCUCAGGGAAUUCUGGUAGCGCACACGGUAAGGACUGCAAGUUUUCGUCGGUUCAAUCCGAAGAUAUCUAACAAAAAUACUAUCUUUGUGUACCUUAGCAGCAAAACCUGUCGUCGUUGCAACUUCAUUCGACUGGGAGUCGAUAGCCUGGAGCGUCGUGCUACUCAAAUGGCGAUGAAGGAGCGAAAAUUGCGAGAAGCUAAGCGGCUUGUCUCGGCGUGGAGUCAAGAUCUCGACACCGAGUCGACCGUAUCGCAGGAGAACCGGUUCGAGUCGCCCGAAGGAGGAUUCUCCGUCGUUCGGUUCGACAACGCGCCACUCCCUGCCACGUCCGUCAAAGCCGUGUACGACGCGUUCAUGCAGUUGAUCCAGUACGCAGAGAUCAUCGUCUCGGAGCUGUUUGGCUGCAUCACAGUUCGCGAAGACACGGAGUUCGAAGCUGCCGACAUCUCGCAGUUGCGUCUCGUGUCGUCCACUUCACACGGGGCAACCGUCGAGUCCAACUCGAUCGUCUUCUCCGAGUUUGUCGAUGGGCCUGAUGAAUGUUACGGAAUGAUAGCGGUAGACUUCGUCGAUUCUGACGAGUUGUACCCUUAUCUCCCAGCGGAGCGCGUGCGUCGAGACGCGAUCACCUUGGUCUUAAUCCGAGCUGUACCCUCGAGAGAAAGUCGUGGUCAGUACGCGGUGGACGUGCCUGAAGCUAGCGCACUCCGAGCUAGACGUCCCGAAGGAAGGCUUGGCGGAAUUGCAGGAGAGCUCCAUGGCAUGGGGAGACACGAUGAAGAAGUGCAUUAUGCAGCAUUUAGCUAA